AAUGGCCGCCCCCAUGAGAAAGUCGACGAGGAGGUGGUUCACCGGCUGGACCAGAUAUUCCAGCAACCUGAUCCGACCGAGCAACUGAUGCGUCACCACAAUGACAUCGAUACAACUUGGUUUGGGGUUGAAAAAAGGAACAACGAGUCCGUUUUGCACUGUUCUAGUCGACUUCUUGACAUCUUGCACGAGAGUCAGACUGGGGAGUUCAAAGAACGGUUUCCACAUCUUGUAUCCUUUGUUGGACAAACUGGCAAGUCUUAUUCUUCUGGAAAGAGCACUAUCAUCAAGAUGCUGAUGCAUCGUGCGCAGGCAAAAGCCGACCCUCCUGUCGAAAAUCCAACUCUCAAUCCUGUCCCAGGACUCGUUGAUGAUAACUGCCCCACGACCGGCGAUGUGCAUUUAUACGCAGAUCCGGGGACUUACUACGAUCAGAAACCGAUAUUAUAUGCCGAUUCAGAAGGUAUGACCGGGGGGGAGAGUACUCCAAGAGGCCUGGAGCAAUGGUCUCAAGCUGAGACCGAUACGGCAAAGAAGACAAGGGACCUGGUAAAGGACAAGAUCAUCAAAACCCUCACCUGGGCUACCGAUGCUAGCAAACGCUCGCGGGAGUUCGCCGUGAAGAGUCUGUUUCCAAGGAUCUUGUACACAUUCUCGGACGUUAUUGUCUUCGUACUGCGCGAAGCCAGAACUUUCGAAACAGAGGUUUUGAAAUUAUUGGUAGAAUGGGCUGCUACUUCGAUCGAUAAGUCUGUCAACCAACCAAGCAGACCGCACGUCAUCAUCCUACUCAACGCCGCCGAGAUGACCACGGACGACAAUCAGUGGGACCCAGAAUGGGCCACCAAGAAGCUGCUUGACGACUACAAGGAUUCGGUCCACAGGGUGCCCUAUCUACAAAGGACGAUCUCCAAUUCUAAGCUUCGGAAAAGCGUACGAACGACCAAGGACCUCCUCGAUUACUACUAUCAUUCAGUCACUGUCAUCAAAAUUCCUCGCAAAGGUUGCUAUAUGCAGAUCGAUGCACAGCUCAUGAAGCUCUCAGGCAUCAUAUCUGAUAGAUGUGCGGAAUCCCACGACUUCAAGAAAAUGACCCGAAUGUUGCUUAAUGCAGAGAGGCUACCAAGAUACGUCAACGCAGCCUACGACCAUUUCACUCGAGAUCUGGAAGCACCGUUCGAUUUCGUGGCGGAGGCACGCCGUCAUAUAUCCCCACCCCAAGAUUUUGGGGGGCAUGUGCUCAAUCUCAUGUUGUUCAUGUAUGACCAAUGGAGACCAACUGGGGCACCCGUCACAGGACUCUUUCAUCGUCUUGCGCUGCCAGUUGCUUCAUGCGUUAUGUUGGCCGCUACCAGAGACAGAACACAAGGAAGCUAUUCAAAUGUUCUUCGCGACACAUACAAAACUCCCCUAUGCGAUGCGUUUCUUGAGUUUUACUACAAGUGGCUGCGCUGCUCAUUCCAAAAGGACGGCCAACUCUGUGUGAACACCAAAAGUUCGCACGAAAAGGGCCAUCAAUCCUACGAAGGAACCAUUCUCGGUCGAGGCCACCAUCAGUCGGCGUCGGUUCACUACCCUCAUUCGUUUGAAGCUUGGUUCACCGAAAUCCACGAAAACAUCGAAUAUCUUGAGAAACGUUUCAGCCAGGGAGACAAGGAAGAAGGACGCUUCAUCCCAAAGAUGCACCGCGACAUCAUGGAAGAUUUCUAUACCAAGCAUCUCUCUGCUUCAAGGUUCCGCAGCCACUUGACCUGCGUUUGUUGUGUAGGAAAGAUACCCGAACAUGCACUGCCUUGCGGCCACAUAAUCUGCAAGGCAUGUAUCCAAUGCUUCGGGGAUCGCAAAGGACAAGGAUUAUUCACUUUGUACAAUUGCCCACUUCAUCCAGCAACCUGCCAUUGGCGCUCACCCUUGCAGAUUGAAUACAAGCCAGAGGAGGCCGGCGUGAGAGUUCUCUGCUUGGACGGGUUAGUAAUGAUUAAUCUCUCAUUCCUUGCCAUUCUUCGCGAGAUUGAGAGAUCUCUCGGAGACCAUGUUCCCAUUCAGGACUUCUUUGACCUCAUAGUCGGGACAAGCACUGGUGGUAUCCUUGCUCUAGGGCUUGGUGUUAAGCACUGGUCAGUCGAAGAAUGCACGGCUCAUUUCAAAGGUCUUUGCAAGCAAGCCUUUACCAAGCGGGCUCCGCGAUUUUUGAACACACUCACUGCCAUGAGUGGCAAGGGUGUCUAUAAAUCAAGGACGUUGGAAAACGCUCUGCAAUCGGCUUUUGACAGCAACUCGGUGCUUUACGGGGGAGCUCACUCGGCAAAGCCGACAUCGAUACGGGUUGCGGUCACAGCCACGCUUGCCAGAGAGGACCGAGCAGCUGUUCUAUCCAACUAUAACACAGAACACAGAUCCGAUAACCUACCGUACCUAUUUAUACGACCACAAGACCCUAAGCAUGAGCUCAAAGUCUGGGAGGCCGCCAGAGCAACUUCAGCAGCUCCGCCGUAUUUUAAACCCUUCAUUCAGAGACAGACUAUGCGUGCUUAUACUGAUGGCGCGAUACAUCACCACUGUCCAGUAUUUAUUGCGGAUCAAGAGCGACAGCUGCUUUGGGAAGAUGUCAAAGACUGGCCCCCCGAUAUCGUCCUAUCCAUAGGCAGCGGUGUCAAGCUUGAUGAAGAUGCACCUUGGUCACACGAAACAGUGCACCUCAGUAGCUCAGAUGACUUCUUCAGCCGGUCAUCUCGGCCUCAGCGAAAGGUGGCCGGGCUAGGUUACCUCUGGCGAGCCGCUAACACGAUCAUCGAAAAACACCUGGACUGCGAGGAAGCUUGGAAACGGUACUGCGAUAGAAGAGAGAGGGAACACGGAGACGACACUCGCAAGAUUCGUCUCAAUGUUCACUUUGCUCGUCACAGACCGCCCCUCGACGAUGUCGAGUCCAUGGAAGAGAUGGAGCUCCUCGCACAGCGAAUGGUUCAGGAGGAUCGAGAGAAGGUUCAUCAAGCGAUGGAAAAGCUCAUCGCCAGCUCUUUCUAUUUUGAAAGUGUCGGGCCUGCUAUUCGAAACAUCAAAACCAGGCAGUAUCGGUGCAGAGGAACUAUUCGCUGUCGGUUUCGUGAUAAUACUCCAAACCUACAAGGACUCGGCAAAAUACUGCUUCGAUAUUGCUCCCGGGAAUCUGAGCCGGAAUUUUGGGUCAGAGAAAAUUACGGCUUGAUCUUCCAGAAAGACCGCCGCAUAACCUUCCCUGCCACCACAAUCAAAGAUAUGGUCAAGCACAGUAUCUUCCAAUUUCCGAGAGAGAUCGAGGUUGAAGCAGCCGAGCCUUCCAGCCUUACCAAUAUCUGUUUGUGCCUGCAAAGCAGCUAUAGGUAUGGCAUCUCUCCGGAACUUCUCAACAUCUCGCCCUCAAUCAGCGGUUUCCCGCGUGAGCUAUGUGCACUCAGCGGUUUCAUUCUGUCUAGCCCCGAUAUCAACGUCGAGGAGGUUGAUAAGGCAUCAGAGGUAACUUCCGUGAUAUCAACAAGAUCAACCCACGGGAGCGUAGAUUCCGAGCCUACGACAGGACGAAGGAAGACUUAUUUCGUGGGAGGCAUUAUGCGCCGAGCAAGGAGUGCUAUGUUUUCCAAAGAGAACGAGUCUCGAAUCUCAUUCGAGAAUAGAUCAAGCUCAAGCUUAAGGGUGGCCCCGGAGAAGCACGCAUACCCGGUUGAUGUAUCAGAGCUCGCAGGCGAUUCAAGCUUUGGAGGGAACAGGAAUGGGUCUACGCCUUCGAUAAGGGGCGAGGAUGAAGACUCUGGAAAUACUGACGAUGAGCAUGAGAAUGAUUAUCAAACAAAAGGAAAAGGUAUCAUGUAUUAG
Messenger RNA from Trichoderma citrinoviride, 3852 nucleotides. RefSeq lists its product as hypothetical. The annotation marks the transcript as partial. Gene Ontology annotation, biological process: arachidonate metabolic process. Lineage: Eukaryota; Fungi; Ascomycota; Sordariomycetes; Hypocreales; Hypocreaceae. The transcript has 8 exons. The record is from RefSeq and is a predicted model, not a curated record. Gene Ontology annotation, cellular component: membrane.